CUCUACUCUCCACUGCUCAUAUAUGUCGUUUUGGGAGUUAUUGGCAAUCAACCAAUAAUGUUUGUGUGAAAGCUGCUCAGCCGGUUUCUUUCCAUUCCAACGGCUGCUUCUCUGGAAACAGUUUAAAGUGAAACUAAAGUUUUCUCCUCACAGUGUUGGCAGAUUAUCGGGAGAAGGAAAGUGACAACUGGCUGUGAACUGAAUGUGUUUUUCAAGUGUUCGUUUAGUGACCAGCAGAUUAAUGAGGACUUUGUGGUUGUUGUAGUUUUUACAGGAAGAUGAAGAUGUUUGUGGUUUUUGUGAUCCUCGUGCACGUUUCCCAGCAUGCCUCAGCUGUGGAGCUGUAUGAGGGGGAGGAGUUUGUCCUGCUGCCCUGUGAGUUUCCCACCUUUGAAAUGGACGACCCCACAGCGGUGUGGAGCCGCUACGAUCUCAAUCCUCCAACCGUCCACCAGCGUCAGCAGGAAGGUGAUGAACUCAAAGACCAAAACCAGCUUUACAGCGGCCGAACAUCCAUGAUGGCUGACGCUCUGGAAACUGGAGACCUCAGCCUCAAUCUGACAAAACUCCACCUCUCUGACAGCGGCAACUACACCUGCACCGUCAGAUCAUCAGGAGGACAACGGACAGUGAGAGACAUACAGCUGCAUGUCAAAGAACAGCUUCCAACCUGGGCUAAAGCUCUCCUGGUUCUCCUGGUUCCUGUUCUUAUUGUUUCUGGGGGUCUUUUGGUGCAUUUUCGGCAGUAUUUCAUGUCAGUCUACCAGGUGGAGGUGGGUUCAGGGGAGGAGUCUGUCCUGCUGCCCUGCAAAACCACAGUUCACCUGCCUGAGGACGUCACAGUGGAGUGGACGGACAGUACCACAUCCAACAGGAAGGUCCAUGUAUAUCAGAACAGCUCUGAUCAGCCUGAAGAACAGGGCCAGGAUUACAGAGACCGAACAGAGAUGAAGAGAAACCUGCUGGAACCUGGAGACCUCAGUCUGACCCUGAAAUACCCCACAGACACAGACAGUGAGACCUUCACCUGCACCGUCUACAGCAGGGAGCGAAAGAUCCUGAUGAAGAAACAAGUGAAGCUCGAGGUCAAAGUCUGUCAGGUGGAGGUGGAGGAGGGGGCGGAGUCUGUCCAACUGCCCUUCAAGACCACAGCUAACCUGCCUAAGGACGUCACAGUGAGGUGGACCUGCUCUGAACGAGAGUACAUGAUAGUGCAUGUGUACAGUUCUGACCAGCCUGCAGAACAGAACCAGUAUUACAGAGACCGAACUAAGAUGAAUGAAGACCUGCUGGAAACUGGAGACCUCAGUCUGACCCUGAAAUCCCCCAAAGAGAGAGACAAAGGAAGAUACCGCUGCAUCGUCUAUAACGUGGAGGGAUACUUCCUGAGAGGAAAAGCAUUUGAGCUCGAAGUCAGAGGGAGAACCAGGAACAGAAGCAGUUCCAUUGAUCCAACUCCUCUGAUGGCUGAUCAAUCUGUUUGAUUGAUCUUGUUGAAGGGGCUAAAAGGAAGAGAAUGUCAACGUUCAGCUGUCAGUGUUUCCUCUACUCAUCCUCUGAAUGAACCUGCAGUCCAUACUGUGAUUGAUUGAUUGACUGACUGAUUGAUUGAUUGAUUGAUUGAUUGAUUGGUUGGUCUCAUGUAGCUCUAUAAUGUUUCUCUGAUGUUUGUGUAUUCAGCUUCUAUACAUAUAUAUCUGGCUGUGUCUCAUGAGGUAGAGCGGGUCGUCCACUGAUCAGAAGGUCACUGGUUCGAUCCCCGGCUCCUCCCGCUGCAUGUCGAAGUGUCCUUGAGCAAAAUACUGAACCCCAAACUGCUCCUGAUGCUGAAUCACUGUAUGAGUGAGUGAAUGUGUGAAUGUGGCUGUAAAUGGCUUUGAGGGGUCAGAAUUUAUACCUCCUCAUCUCCUCCUUCCUCCUGCCUGUGACUGGAAAUCCAUCAGGAGGAGAGAGGCAUCAUGGGGGAUGAAGUGAAGACCCUCCCCACCAGUAUCAGUCUGUAGUAUGAGAAACUUUGUUUUAUAUUUUUAUAUGAUAAAUCAGCUCCUUGUUGUUUAUGAAGAUGAUUUAUGCUGCUGUCUAUUCCUGUUCCUGUAGAUGGAACUGGUCUCUUUGUGUUCACACUGCAGUUUAACAAUACAAAUGAUUUUCAUCCUCAAA
Molecule: messenger RNA, 2160 nt
Organism: Dicentrarchus labrax (European seabass)
Lineage: Eukaryota; Metazoa; Chordata; Actinopteri; Moronidae
Exons: 6
Coding region: 279-1484 (401 amino acids)
Biological process (GO): positive regulation of T cell proliferation; cellular response to lipopolysaccharide; immune response
Cellular component (GO): external side of plasma membrane
Source: RefSeq, a predicted model, not a curated record